Messenger RNA from Lepidothrix coronata (blue-crowned manakin), 959 nucleotides. It is a transcript of the gene RPL6, whose product is annotated as ribosomal protein L6. The coding region runs from base 48 to 911 and encodes 287 amino acids. The transcript is spliced from 6 exons. NCBI's taxonomy places the organism in Eukaryota, Metazoa, Chordata, Aves, Passeriformes, Pipridae. The record is from RefSeq and is a predicted model, not a curated record. Gene Ontology annotation, molecular function: structural constituent of ribosome. Gene Ontology annotation, biological process: translation. Gene Ontology annotation, cellular component: ribosome.
CGAAGUGUGCGCACCUUGUACUGAGCCCUAGUUUGUGUGAUCCUCAGAUGGCGGGUGAGAAGGCGCCCGCGGAGAAGAAGCCGGCCAAGAAGAAGGCAGGAGAGAAGAAGCCGGAGCAGAAGCCGAGCCAAAAGGCAGCCGGGGACAAGAAAAAGAGGGUGAAGAAGCACCAUGCCAGCAGGAACCCUGUCCUGGCCCGCGGCAUCGGGCGGUAUUCCCGCUCCGCCAUGUACGCCAGGAAAGCCCUGUACAAGCGCAAGUACACGGCUCCAGAGACAAAGAUAGAAAAGAAGAAGAAGGAGAGGCCCCGUGCCACCAUCACUAAGCCAGUGGGUGGAGACAAGAACGGAGGCAGCCGGGUGGUUAAAAUCCGGAAAAUGCCCAGGUACUACCCCACGGAGGACGUGCCCCGCAAGCUGCUGAGCCACGGCAAGAAGCCGUUCUGUGAGCACAAGCGGCGGCUCCGCGCCUCCAUCACCCCGGGCACGGUGCUCAUCCUGCUCACCGGGCGGCACCGCGGCAAGCGUGUUGUCUUCUUGAAGCAGCUGGACACUGGCCUUCUGCUGGUUACAGGCCCCCUGGUUGUCAACCGUGUCCCCCUGCGUAGGGCCCACCAGAAGUUUGUUAUUGCCACAUCUACAAAGGUUGAUCUCACUGGAGUGAAAAUUCCCAAACAUCUCACUGAUUCCUACUUCAAGAAGAAGAGGCUGCGGAAGCCCAAGCACCAGGAAGGCGAGAUCUUUGACACUGAAAAAGAAAAAUACGAGCUGACGGAGCAGCGCAAGGCAGACCAGAAGGCCGUGGAUUCCCAGAUCCUGGCCCGGAUCAAGAAGGUGCCUCAGCUCCGUGGGUACCUGCGCUCCACCUUCUGCCUCUCAAAUGGAGUCUAUCCUCACAAAUUGGUGUUCUAGGCCUUCUGAAAGCACCACAUUAAAUUCCAAGGGAAAAAAAAGCAAGGA